UCCAUUUGUGUCUUUCCCUUUUUGGAUUCGUCGACGUCGUUAGAUUCUUUUUCUAUUGACAAGUGAAAUAUUGUUGAUUAUUAUACUUUUCAACUAUGCCACGGGGUCCCAAAAAGCAUAUGAAACGUUUGGCAGCACCCAAACACUGGAUGCUGAGUAAACUCGGUGGUAUUUGGGCACCUAGACCAAGUAGUGGACCUCACAAACUACGAGAAUCGUUACCUUUGUUGUUGAUUCUCCGCAAUCGAUUGAAAUAUGCACUCAAUAAUAGAGAAGCAGUGGCUAUUCUGAUGCAACGUCUAGUCAAAGUGGAUGGAAAAGUACGCACCGAUAAAACAUUUCCCGCAGGUUUUAUGGACGUGAUUGAAUUGGAACGUACCAAUGAAACCUUUAGAUUGUUGUAUGAUGUAAAAGGUAGAUUCCGAUUGCAUCGCAUCACUCCGGAAGAAGGCAAAUACAAAUUAUGUCGCGUGAAGAGAGCCCAAAUGGGUGUCCGUGGAAUCCCAUAUAUAGCUACUCAUGAUGGGCGCACCAUCCGUUAUCCCGAUCCAGCUAUCAAACAUAAUGAUACGGUGGUAUUGGAUUUGGAAACAGGAAAAGUGACAGACUUUUUAAAGUUUGAAGUGGGUAACUUGUGUAUGAUUACCGGUGGACAUAAUAUUGGAAGAGUUGGAUUAAUUCAACAUAGAGAGAAACAUCCAGGGUCUACAGAGAUUAUUCAUGUACGAGAUGCCCGAGGUCAAGAGUUUGCUACCCAAUUGAAUAACGUAUUUGUGAUUGGUAAAGGAAAUCAACCUUUUGUAUCGUUGCCAAAAGGAAAAGGUAUUCGUUUUUCCAUUUUGGAGGAACAAGAAAAGAUGAUGAAAGAAAGGCAACAAAUAUAAGAAAGGCUUUGAUUAUAAUAAAAAAGAGGUUUGGAUUUCAUGUUUGAAAAAAUGCAAAAUGU
Galdieria sulphuraria is the source of this 946-nucleotide messenger RNA. RefSeq names its product 40S ribosomal protein S4e. The transcript has 3 exons. Gene Ontology annotation, molecular function: RNA binding; structural constituent of ribosome. The record is from RefSeq and is a predicted model, not a curated record. Gene Ontology annotation, cellular component: ribosome; cytosolic small ribosomal subunit. Gene Ontology annotation, biological process: translation. Bases 96 to 884 code for a protein of 262 amino acids. NCBI's taxonomy places the organism in Eukaryota, Rhodophyta, Bangiophyceae, Galdieriales, Galdieriaceae.